AUGCUCAGACACGCCCGUCUCUCCGCCACCAUCUCCGGGGCGUCUCGUAAUUCUACUCGCAACCUCUCCACCACCAUGGCCAGGAAGAACGCUCCCAAGUCCGACAAGCCGCUCUACGCGAGCCAGGGCUCCAUCUCUCACCUCCCCGUCCCCCGCCUCGCCUCGACUCUGUCCAAGUACCUCGAGUCUGUCCUCCCCCUCUCCGACCGUGAGCAGUACGCCAGCUCUGCAAAGGCCGUGCGCGAGUUUGCAAACAGCGACUUUUCCCGCGUCCUCCAGGGCCGCCUUGAGCAGCGUGCCGCCGAGAAGGACAACUGGAUCUCGGAGUGGUGGAACGAGGCCGCCUACUUUGGCUACCGUGGUCGCCUGAUUCCCAACGUCUCGUACUUCUACAUCCACAAGAAGGGGAUCGGCAAGGGCGCGAGCCAGACUGAGCGCGCUGCUCAGCUCACUCGCGCUGUCGUCGAGUUCAAGAAGCUCGUUGACAGCGAGAAGCUCGAGCCUGAGGCCGUUAAGGGCAAGCCCCUCUGCAUGGCAUCGUACAAGUACCUCUUCAACGCCGUCCGUGUGCCAACCUCGCCUGCCGAUGUGCCCCUCGCCUACCCCAAGGAGCUCAACCACAUUGUUGUCCUCCGCAACAACCGGUACUUCAAGCUCGAUGUCGGCGGCCGCUCGGCUUCCGAGAUCGCCAAGGCGAUGGACGACAUCAAGAAGGUUGCCGACCAGGCCGAGGGCUCCUACAUUGGUGCGCUGACCGCCGACGACCGUGACGUCUGGUGCGAGGCCCGCCGCCACCUCCUUUCGAUCUCCAAAACCAACACCGACUCGAUCCAGACCAUCGACUCGGCCAUCCUCCUCUUCGCGCUCGACGACGCCCCCAGCCCCACCAACGACACUGAACGUGCAUGGUCGUACUGGGCCGGCGGCCUCACUCCCAGCGAGAAGGGCAAGGGCCGUAACCGCUGGUUCGACAAGCACGAGUUUAUUGUCGAUGAGGCUGGCGAGGCCGGCUUCAACGGCGAGCACUCUAUGCUUGACGGCACCCCUACUCUUCGUCUCAACGAGUUUGUCCUCGCGUCGCUCGACAAGGGCGUUAUCCCUCUCGAGCUCCCCGCGGCUGAGCAGGCCAAGGGCGAGAUCCAGUGGUCUGAGAUCAAGUUUGACCUCGACGCCAAGAUGGAGGACAUUAUCGAGAAGUCGCGCAAGGGCUUUGCCGAGGAGAUUGGCAAGCAGGACCUCCGCAUGACCGUCUACACCGGCUACGGCAAGGCUUCGAUCAAGCCGUUCAAGGUGUCGCCCGACGCUUGGGCCCAGAUGGUCAAGCAGCUCGCCUACUACAAGCUCCACAAGACUCCGGCCGUGUGCUACGAGUCGUGCCAGACCCGCAAGUUCCUCCUCGGCCGUACCGAGGUCAUCCGUACCGUCUCGUCCGAGUCGCGCGCCUUUGUCGAGGCCAUGAACGACCCCAAGGCGACCGACGCCGAGCGCGAGAAGCGCUUCCGCGCCGCCGCCACCCGCCACGGCCAGUACACUGCGUGGGCUGCCGACGCGCAGGGUGUCGACCGCCACCUCUUCGGUCUCAAGAAGGAGAUUCGCGAGAACGAGGAGGUCCCCGCCAUCUUCAGCGACCCCAACUUUGCCAAGUCGAGCCACUGGUCCCUGUCGACGUCCCAGCUCACGUCCAAGUACCUCGACGGCUGGGGCUACGGUGAGGUUGUUCCCGACGGCUACGGUUUGUCGUACGCCAUCCACGACGACAAGCUCUGCUGGGGUAUUACGACUCUGAACGGUGACGCCAAGGAGAUGGAGGCGGCCCUGCACGAGUCGGCGGCUGAGCUCAAGGCCAUGAUGGACCGCGCAGCCAACAAGCCCAAGCUCUGA
This is a messenger RNA of Cutaneotrichosporon cavernicola, 1881 nucleotides long. RefSeq lists its product as uncharacterized. Gene Ontology annotation, molecular function: carnitine O-acetyltransferase activity. Gene Ontology annotation, cellular component: mitochondrion; peroxisome. Gene Ontology annotation, biological process: carnitine metabolic process. The record is from RefSeq and is a predicted model, not a curated record. Bases 1 to 1881 code for a protein of 626 amino acids. The transcript has 3 exons. Lineage: Eukaryota; Fungi; Basidiomycota; Tremellomycetes; Trichosporonales; Trichosporonaceae.